This is a messenger RNA of Penicillium nucicola, 1347 nucleotides long. RefSeq names its product FAD-dependent oxidoreductase. The record is from RefSeq and is a predicted model, not a curated record. The transcript has 2 exons. Gene Ontology annotation, molecular function: FAD binding; monooxygenase activity. NCBI's taxonomy places the organism in Eukaryota, Fungi, Ascomycota, Eurotiomycetes, Eurotiales, Aspergillaceae. The coding region runs from base 1 to 1347 and encodes 448 amino acids.
AUGGAGCCCAUUCAACCGCCACGUCAGAUUCUCAUCGCUGGGGCUGGGAUUGCUGGGAUUGCCUGUGCACUCGCAUUGUCACGAGAGUUGUCCCCGUUUGUGCCCGAGUUGAAGAUCACAAUCUAUGAGCGACACGAUGUAUUAUCCACAUCGGGCGGUGCCAUCAAUCUCACCCCCGUGGCGCAGCGCCAUCUGGCUCAGCUGGGGGUCCUAGAGGAGUUGGAUCGCAUGGGAGCCGAAGGAGGUGCGGACGUGGAUGCCAUUGAGCUAUUUGCUAUGCGGUCCGGUCGAUCGAUCGGCUCGAUCGACUUUACGGAUCACAACGGUAAGGGAUUCGGGGGAUACAAGGGCCGACGAGUGAUGCGCAUCAUUCUUUCGAUUGCCUUGUUGUCGGUCGUGGAGCGAACGCCCAAUGUGGAAAUGGUCUUUGGCAAGCGAAUCGUGGGUGCCGAGGAAGACGAGAACACAGCCACCUUGCAGUUCCAAGAUGGAACAACCGCCGUGGGGGAUCUGAUCAUUGGCUGCGAUGGGGUGCACUCGGCAGUUCGUACAAAGUUCGUCGAUCGGGAGCGACAGUCGGAAUAUACAGGGAUCUCAUUCCUACAAGCCACGAUUCGGACCGAUACGAUUGCCUCGCGCAUCCAUUUCCAAUCUUCCGCCUUGAAUAUUUCCCGACAUGGCUCCAUGCUGACCAGCUAUUGCGACCGUGAUCAUGAUCAGAUAUUUGCCGCCGCUAUCGUCCAGUUCGACCAAGAAGAUCUGAGCCGGUAUCGACUAGAACCGGGCCAAGAUUGGGCGACACAGGACAGAAUUCGCUGUGCCCUGCGGGCGGAGAUGAGAGAUCGCUUCGGCAAAUCGGCCAUCUCAUGCGUCCGAGAAAUGAUCGAUAGCAAGGCCGACUGGAUGCUCUAUCCCGUUUUCCAAGUUCGCCCAGGAGGGCCCUGGUGCACGGAGAGAUCAAUUCUGCUGGGUGACGCAGCGCAUGCAAUGCCUCCACGGGAUGAAUCCGCGGCAUAUGCCCUGGACGACGCCAUUCUAUUUGCUCGAAUCCUGGUCCGCUAUCGCUCCGAACCGCUGUCGGAGGUUUUUGAUGCAUAUGAAACUCUUCGCCGCGACACAAUCAAUCGCGCAUUCAAGGAAUCCCACCGCAUGUGGGAACGGAAUCGAGACAUGGGACUGUUAGAAGGACGACUGAAGGAAUGGAUGAUGCCGUUCAUCCUCCGCAACAAUCGUGACCAACGAGAAGCAGCGUGGCAAUUUGACGCAGCUAAAAUUGCACUUCCCACGCCAGCUCCCAGUGAAGAUUUAGUGUCGCUCAACUCAUUCUUGAAAGAUCGCUCGGUAUGA